UCGUUUCCAGUCUUCUGUGAAAGCAUGUCUGUCCAUGGGAAAUAUUACCCUACUUGAAAACAGUUGAGGGUUGGCGACAAGAAGAGUAUCCAUCUGUAGAAAAUCCGCCUCGACAAAACUCUAUCCUACCCAUGUGAGCAUGAAAAAUUGGAGGCUAGCAUAUUCCGGGCGUGGACAGUGAUAAAAUGGCUGCUUCGGGUAAAAAACAGAAGAAGCGGAAAGGAAAGACUUUUAAUCUAAAUGACUUUCUGGCAGAUGAACAGCGUGGGUUACCUGGGGGACCAGGUAGCAAUAUUGUGCGGACAAGGCAGACAAUGAAUUCUUGGGCGGAAGAGGCUGCAAGUCUUGAUCUUGAUGGAAGAGAUUAUGGAGAUAGUACCUAUAAAACUGUUAUUGACCGUUCCAUGCUGCCAACGGCACCAAGGGCAGCACGAGGUCCCGAUAUUAACCUUGAAAGUAUCCCACAAACAGCCCCAUUUAUAGCUUAUAUCGGAAAUCUACCAUAUGAUAUCGAGCAAGAAAAAAUUGCCAAAUUUUUUUCGAAGCUGAAGGUAUCCGAAAUCAGGUUGCCGCUUGACAGAGGAUCUCGUGGAUUUGGUUAUGUUUACUUCUCGGACAGAGAAUCUCUUAUAGAGGCAUUAUCUAUGAAUGACGAUGUGAUUCAUGGAAGAAAGAUUCGCAUUGACUUGCCAGGAAACACAGAUCGUGAUGACAGACGAGGUGGGCAUGACCACUUUGAUCGAACGGAUUGUGACUGGAGACGUCCUAGAGAUGAUGAUGAAGGUGGUGGUAGAGGUUUUGAUAGAGACAAUUAUGGUGAUAGGGAUCGAUUUGGAGACAGAGACAGGGAUCGUGGAGGAUUUAGUAACGCUGCUCCCGAAACUGGCCGCUGGGAAAGAUCAGGUCCAACAGAAAGGAGUGACCGGAACGAUCGAUAUUCUGCUGCACCUUCUGAUACAUGGGAUCGAGGAGUGACAAUUGAUAAGCCUAAUAAUGAUCGAUGGGGUGAUCGUGAUAGAGGAUUUGAUCGCGAAAGAGGAGGAGGAGGAGGAUUUGAUCGCGAAAGAGGAGGAGGAGGAGGAGGAUUUGACCGCGAAAGAGGAGGAGGAGGAGGAGGAGGAGGAUUUGACCGCGAAAGAGGAGGAGGAUUUGAGCGCUAUGGAGAUCGUGGAUAUGACCGGGGUUACGGUAAUAAUCGUUACCGUGAGGAUAAAGGUUAUAACAGAAGAAAUGAGAGAAGUUUUGAAAGAAGAGGCUUUGGUGGUGAGAGUGAGCCAAGCCGUGAGUCCAGUUCUGAUCCUCCCAAGGACAGACCUCGAUUAAAUUUGAAACCUAGAUCAGUCACAGCAACUGAACCUGUACCUGAAUCCUCAUCAUCCAUUUUUGGUGGUGCUCGUCCUGUUGAUACCAGUCAAAGAGAAAAGGAGAUAGAGGCCCGAAUCCGUCGUGAAGGGGAUAUUAUAAAAGCCCGGAAUGAUGAGGAAAAAGAAAAUAAUUAUUACAAGUCAAAUGAUUACUCCAGCCAAUAUCCUGGCAAAGGAGAAAGAGAUACUUCACGGCGAGAUAAAAGGCAAAGUGGUGGAAGCACCUCUUCACAAGGAAGAGGUAUAAAACCCACACAAAACCAACCAAGAACUAGAUGUGAUAGUAGAGACUCUAGUAAUUCAGAACCAAAUAUAGAUGAAAAAGAAGAAAAACAAGUGCCACUUUCUCCUAGAAAAGAAGAUCCUCCAACCAAAAUGGUGCCUGCUCCACCACCCAAAGAGAAUAUUUGGGAAAGACGGAAAACUGAACAGCAGUCAAAUAAAGGAUCGGAAAGUUCACGAAAUCAGAAACAGUAUAACGAUUCUUCAAAAAGAGGGGAUGGAGUUGGUGAAAAUGAACUGAAUGGCAAAGCGUAUCCUAAUGACAAACAUGACCAUCCCAGUAGAGGUGGUUCAGAAAAAAGGCGUCCUGUUCGAGAGAAACAGAUCCCAAAAUCAUAUGAGGAAAUGCCUCAGCUUCAAGAUAAUGUGAAAAAGGAUUGGACUGAUGCCAACAAAUUCGACUAUUUAAAUACUGAGGAUGAAGACUACCAGGAUCACUCGUGAACAAGUUUUCAACUGCGAAAAUUUAAAAGCCAUAUUUAGUUUCCUCGUUUCCCAUUCAAAACAUCCAAACGCUCUCCUUUUCUCUCUUACUUUAGUAGUUGCUCAACACUAUUUCAAACUAGUGUUAAACUUCUUUUUUUUUUUCAUUUUUUUUUUUUUUCCAUCAAUGCAGGUCUGGCCAACAUGAUUUUAAUAGGGGAAAAGCCAAAUACAAAUACAGAAAAAGAAAAACUCCUUUAGUAGCAAAAAAAAACCCAAAAAAAUGACAAACAAAAACUCCUGAGUUAACGCUUUUUUUUCUUUUCUUUUUUUUUUUUUUUUUUUUUUUUUUGUAUACUGUAAAUUAUUAUUAUUAAUUCUGCAUUUAACAUCGCAGAUGCUGUCUUCAGCUUUAAAUUUCUUACUGACUUGAUUUGGUGUUAACAGCUGUUGAGGCUCUGGAUUAUUUUAAUUUUUGUUUCCUUAUAUCAUUCCUCAUAUUGUUCGUCUUUUUAGCUCUGUCUGUCUCUUUCUCUAUCUCUCCCCCCACUGCCCUCUCAGGAGUUAUUUGGUUUAUUAUUUUGCCAAAAAAGGAAUGCCUUCCAAAAAGUAUUCAAUGCAAUGUCUGAUCUAAUCAGUUUAUCUUUGGUUUGAUAUACAUAUAUAUAUAUAUAUCUAUGUAUAUAUCUCAGUGUCUUUUUCUUUUUAAUUUUGUUAAGGAGGUUAAUCUCUUCAACUGUAUAUCUUCUUGCAUGGCUAAACAGUUUGUGUGUGUGUGUAUGUAUGUAUUUUUGUAUAUAUAUAUAUAUAUAUACAUACAAAUGCACAUGCAUUUUCCUAGCAUAGUGUAUUAAGAUUUAUAGAUAUUUAAUGUUUCCGUUUGUAAAUGAUUUUGAUGGUACACUGACGUAGGCUUUGUCUCUUUGCUGCAACAUUACAUCAGAUGUUGUUUGUUACAUUAAUACAUGAAAGGCCUAUAGUGUUUCAGUAACAGUGUAUUUUGUGAUGCUUCCAUAUCAGUGCAUAUGCACACAGACUGGAUAAAAAAAAGUAUGUGGUUCAGUUCAUCACCCAGGUGUUUAGGCUCCAUCAUCACAAUUGAUUGGUCUGACGGCAAUGGCUUCUUUAUUUCUUAACCUUUCAGAUAUAUCUACAAUGAUAUUACUCGACUCCUUCAGUAAACUUUUGUUUUAUUGUUUAUUUAACACUUCAUCCUUACUCCUACUUACUGUUGUGUCUGCCUGCAGGAUAGCGGGUUGUGCUUUUAUAGUUUGCUUUAUAGGACACCACUGUCAUGUCCCUUGGUUGGUCAGACUAGAUAAGUACUUUCUAAAGUAAGUAAGUAGACAAACAGUGUAGCAAAAGGGACGAGGUUCUAUGUAAAUUGAUGCCAGUUUGUCCUGUGGCUUUGGCACAUAAACUUCCUGCAGUACCCCAUCCUGGUUUAAUACUGGUUUGUGUUCAAAUGCGCAGAAAUAUAUUUUCUAAAGAAAUGUGUAUCUAAAACUGUCAAGAAAAAAAAUGCUAAGAAAUUUAAGCCUUUUUUCCUUUGUCCUUUUUAUGUUUAUACCUUAGGCUCAUUCAUUCCUCUUCUCUCAAGUUCUUUUUUUCUCUCUCUCUCUCUCUCUUUCUGCCUAUUCUUCCUUAUCAUCCCUAUAUCACUUGUUACAUUUAUUGCCCCCUUCCCCUCCCACCAGAUUGAAAACUGUCAGUAAAUACAAAUGUGAUUUCUGAAAUUGGAUUUAAAAAUAAAAAAUAAAAUUAUUAAAAAGAAUACAUUUAAACAA
Molecule: messenger RNA, 3856 nt
Organism: Octopus bimaculoides (California two-spot octopus)
Lineage: Eukaryota; Metazoa; Mollusca; Cephalopoda; Octopoda; Octopodidae
Product: eukaryotic translation initiation factor 4B
Molecular function (GO): RNA binding
Source: RefSeq, a predicted model, not a curated record